AUGGGGAGCGAAGGAAACGACAGUUCGGAGAGGCAGAAGCUUAGGCUACCGGAGAUCAAGUUCACAAGGCUCUUCAUCAAUGGCGAAUUCGUCGAUGCCGUCUCCGGUAAGACGCAUCACGGUCUUUCUCCACUCUUCUUCUGACACUCUCUAUCCUAGUUUUGCCGGUUUAUUUUUCUACUUGCCUAAUUCUUUUUCUUCCUCUUCCUUGAUUCCUGGAGAGAGUUUUGUUUCCGCUGAGUAUUCGUUCGCCGCGUUCCUUCACUGUUCAGCUGCGCGGAGUUGGGAGGAGAAUCCAUUCCACCGUCAACCUGUUUUAUUCCCUUAGGAAUCGCUGGUUCAUUUAGAUGCGCUCCGUCUCCGAGCCGGUUUUCAAUGGCGAUGGGGGACUCCUAGUCAGUGUCUCGCCUUCCUAGAGGCCAUCUUUCCUGUUCUGCACCUUCGACCUUCAUGUUCCCUGAGCUAUGGGGGAUUUGUUUUCCUUUCUGAGCCGGCCUCUCGUUUCAGGGAAGACGUUCGAAACCAUCGACCCUCGGACGGGGGAGGCGCUGGCGAGUGUGGCGGAGGGCGAUAAAGAGGACGUGGAUCUGGCGGUGAAGGCCGCUCGGGAGGCCUUCGACCACGGCAGGUGGCCUCGCAUGUCUGGCUCGGUGAGGGUUUUCUCCUGCUUCUUCCCAGCCAUUCAUUUCCCUGCGGGGAGAAGGUCCAAGAUUAGCUUGCUAGGCGAGCCCAUAUUUUUUUCUCGCCUCCGAAAACGAUGUUUCGUAGCUCAAGUUGUCCCGGUUUGGGACUUCUUGCUUGAUCAGUCUCGGAUGCUUCUGAUAACCUGCCCACGCUCUCGUUGACGUUUUCUCUUCAUCCGGGUGGGCGGACCUGUGGCGUUUCGCAUGGUCUACAGGCCCAACUCUCUCUCUCUCUCUCUCUCUUUCUUUCUAAUUCCCUCGUUCUUUCCCACUCUCUUACCAGGAAAGAAGGAAGAUCAUGAUGAAGUUUGCAGACCUGAUUGAUCGGCACGUGGAGGAACUGGCGUCACUCGACUGCGCUGACGCCGGAAAACUAUUCACCCACACCAAGUUCCUAGAGAUCCCGCAGUGCGCAGAGAACAUCCGAUACUUCGCCGGUGCGGCGGACAAGAUCCACGGCGAGACGCUGAAGAUGUCGAGGGAGCUGCAGGGGUAUACCCUGCGGGAGCCCAUCGGCGUGGUUGGGCACAUCAUUCCCUGGAACUUCCCCUCCACCAUGUUCUUCUUCAAGGUCAGCCCCGCCUUGGCGGCGGGCUGCACUAUGGUCGUCAAGCCCGCCGAGCAGUCCCCGCUCUCCGCUCUCUACUACGCCCACCUCGCCAAGGAGGUAUUCCGUCUUCCAAAAAAACAGCCAUCGCUCUCUGAUUUGCGACCUGCAUUGACCAUUUUGGUGACCAUUUAUCGAAGGACAUGCCGGAGAAACCAUUAGUUUGUCGCUAACUUUCCGACUGCAGGCUGGUGUUCCUGACGGCGUGCUUAACGUCAUCACUGGAUUUGGCCCCACGGCCGGUGCUGCCCUCUCCUCUCACAUGGACGUCGACAAGGUGAACAUGACCUUCUUCUUUAUCAUCAUCAUCCCGCGUCGUCUUGGUUUCUCGAUAUUCGGGAAACAUCUUCUGAAUCUGUGUUUCUCUGCGCACAGAUAAGUUUCACAGGGUCCACCGAAGUGGGUCGUCUCGUAAUGGAGGCGGCUGCCAAGAGCAACCUCAAGGUGGUGUCCCUCGAACUAGGAGGGAAGUCGCCGCUCAUGGUCUUCGACGACGCCGACGUCGACACCGCUGUAGAGCUUGCCCAGAUAGCCGCAUUCUACAACAAAGUAAUCGCCGGAGUCUUCCAUCUCCGGUCUUUCUUGUUUCGCCACCGGCUAGAGUAAGGGAUUUGACCGCUCUCUCGUCUUUUAGGGAGAGAUAUGCGUCGCGGGGUCCCGUGUCUACGUUCAGGAGGGGAUAUACGACGAGUUUGUGAGGAAGUCAGCGGAGAAGGCUAAGAGCUGGAAGAUCGGAGAUCCCUUCGAUCCGCAGGUCAACCAAGGGCCUCAGGUGAGCCUACGUUCUUUCUCUGAAAAGUAGAAGAGUACACCCUGUUUAUCUUGUUCAAUCCUUCUGGAGUAGGUUGAUAAGAAACAGUUUGAGAAGAUUCUGUCCUACAUCGAUCUUGGGAAGAGGGAGGGAGCUACUCUUCUCACUGGGGGCAAACCAUGUGGGGACAAGGGCUUGUACAUCGAACCUACCAUCUUCACAGACGUAAAGGUGACUCCGUCCAACCCACCUGCCUGCCCCUCCACCGACGCUCUCUCCCCUUCCUCCACAUCUUCUGACUCAGAGAUCUUCCCAGGAGGAAAUGACGAUCGCUAAAGACGAGAUCUUCGGACCCGUUAUGUCCCUCAUGAAGUUCAAGUAAACCCUAAUCCUACUCCUCUGAACACUCCACCUUCUUGAGUCCCAUUCAACGCAGAUGCCCGCGAUCUUAUUCAGGACCAUCGAGGAGGUGAUAGAGAGGGCGAACCAGACGAGGUACGGGCUGGCGGCGGGGAUCGUGACCACUGAUCUGAACAUCGCCAACCGGGUAUCGAGGUCAGUCCGCGCCGGCACCAUCUGGAUCAACUGCUACAUGGCCUUCGACAGGGACUGCCCCUUCGGCGGCUUCAAGAUGAGCGGGUUCGGCAAGGACAUAGGCAUGGCGGGGCUUGACAAAUACCUCCUAUGCAAGUCUGUCGUCACCCCGAUCUACAACUCGCCGUGGCUGUGA
Molecule: messenger RNA, 2771 nt
Organism: Spirodela intermedia
Lineage: Eukaryota; Viridiplantae; Streptophyta; Magnoliopsida; Alismatales; Araceae
Source: the annotation of a GenBank genome assembly